GGAAACGCCAUUAGAGAAAUCCCAGAGCGUUUCACAGAAGAUAACAGAAGAGGUGAAUCUCGGCACACGUGCCAAGAAAUCAUAAGUGUGCCAUAUCCGGGCCAUGCACCACGUGGAUCUCUAUCUAGCCAUGCCCAUUCGCGAAACCCAGCCUGAUCUCCCCAUCAAACAGGCCACAUCUACAUGUUGAAUCUAGGCCGUUGGUUGAUCCUCUUCCAAACCGUCCAUUCUGCUGCAAUCUUUGAUGCUGCUUCUGUUGCAUUGGAAAAUGCUUCUCUAGACUCGAAAUUCCUUGGAAAUAUCUUCUCUAGAAUCGGAAUUCUUUCCGUAAAGAGGAGAAGGAGAGAGAUGUUCAGAUUGCACAGGCAUAAGCAAGAGAAAUCAGGGGAGAGAGUCGACUUCAAGUUCUCCCACUUCCACGCCCUUCAGGUGGCCAAAGGAUGGGACAAGCUUUUCAUAUCAAUUAUUUCUGUGGAAACUGGGAAAACCAUUGCCAAAUCCAGCAAAGCUAUUGUACGCAGUGGAAAUUGUCAAUGGAGUGAAGCUCUGUCAGAAUCUAUAUGGGUCUCGCAAGACAAUGCUUCUAAAGAGUUUGAAGAAUCUCUUUUCAAAUUUGUUGUUUCAAUGGGAUCUGCUAGAUCUGGUAUCCUUGGAGAGGCUGUUGUGAAUCUGGCAGACUACAUGAGCUCAAGAGCUGCAGUUCCUGUUUCAUUGCCCUUGAAAAAAUGCAAUUAUGGGACAAUUUUACAAGUCAAAAUUCAGUGCCUUUCCCCAAGACCAAGGGAUGAAAAGAAGUCAAAGGAAACAACCUCCCACCUGGAAGAUACGAAUAUGGAAUACGAUGACAUGGACAACAAAUCAGAUGGAUCUGAUAACAUGUUCAAUAAGAGUUCUGGAUCUUCCUCUGGUAACCAUUUAGGUGGUAAUUCUCAUCCAGGAGAAAUAGGGAUCAGGGACAUGAGCUUUUCAGUGUCAGGAUCACACCAUAGUUCUGACUCAGGGGAAGGCUCAGUAGGCAGGGUGGCUUCUUCCCCUAGAAACAGUAUAAACAAUGGUGAUGCAUACAUUCCGGUCAGAAGACAAGAUUCAGCAGCCUCCCAAAAUAGUGCAAAUGUCGGGAAUGGCCCUGGUGAUGAUCCUUCUAGAUCAAACCCAUCUUCCUUCAAUUCAAGGGUUGCAGGAUCAGGCAAUCAUCUUCAGAAGCAGUGGCAGGAGCUUACUGGCCAAAGCUCUUCACAUGGGCUUGCCCCAAUAUCACUGAGGCCUGCCAAUUCUUCUAAGGACCUUCUUGAAGCUGCUGAAGAUACCAUUGAGGAGCUCCACGCAGAAUCGAAGAUGUGGGAAAGAAAUGCUUGCAAGUUAAAGCUUGACCUGGAGAUAUUGCGAAAGGAUUUCUCUGACCAAUCAAGGCGGCUGGCAGAUCUGGAGAUGGAACUUUCAGCAGCAUGCACUGAACGCGAUGGCUUUAAACUGGAGAUCGAGCAAUUGCAAUUGUCAUUGGAUAAGUUGGUGGCCAAACAAAAUCCUGCCGAUAGUUCAAAAUCACGAGCCGAUGAUUUAAGUCAUAUGCAAAGAGAAUUGGAAAAUGAGAUAAAGUUUCAGAAAGAAUCCAAUGCCAAUAUGGCUGUACAGCUGAAGAAAACUCAGGAAUCAAACAUUGAGCUUGUUUCUAUUCUUCAGGAGCUGGAAGAGACCAUAGAGAAACAGAGAUUGGAGAUAGAAAAUCUUUCAGCUCAAAAAGCUGAAUUUGGUGAUAUGAAAGGCUAUAGGCAUGGAACUGAAGAGAGUGGUCAGUCAGAUCAAACCGAUGGAAUUUCCGUCAGAAAUACAAGUGCAGGGCCUAAUGAUCAGGGAGGCAGUGUUCACCAAGAUACAACAGGAAAUUCACAUGAACAAGCGUGGAUGAAGGACAAUCUGAGCUUAGAACACCAGCUCACUGAGUUGCAGGAAUCACAAAGGAAAAUGCAAUCUGUUGUGCAGUUACUGGAGAAAAGCUUAGAAGACAAGAAUCAAGAGAUUCAACUUGAGAAGGAGCUGAGGGACCAAUCUUUGUUGGAUAUCGAGGCAGAAUGGGCAUGCAAGCUAUCUGCAAAAGAAGAAGAAAUCUUCAAACUGGAGGCAAAGCUAUCUGAUUCAGUCAAUGCUCCAUCUUCACCGAAAACGGGGUCUGCCUAUGGAGGCUAUCCUGAUAUGGUAAAUGAGAUUGCGGCCUUACGAGCUAAAGUGCAGGAGCUAGAGAGGGACUGCAAUGAACUUACAGAUGAAAACCUGGAGCUUAUAUUGAAAAUGAAGGAAUCAGAAGGGGAUAUCACGACAGGAAUUGGAUCUGAUGAGUUUCAGUAUUCUGCAACUACAUCCGAAUCUGAAAUUGGUCAGCUCAAAUCCCAGGUACACCAGCUGGAACAGCAGCUAAAGGAGAUGGAAAUGCUUAAUGAAGUUGCUGCCAACCACUUGCAAACCCAAAUAGAUCUUCAGAAGAAGAGUGCUGAUCUUGAGAGUGAGCUGCAGUCUUUUAAGGCUAAAGCAUGUAAUCUUAGUGGUGAACUCAGUAAAAGUCAACUUGAAGUAGAAAAGAAAGAGAUGGAAGUUACUGCAUUACAGCAAGAGAUUGAAAGUUACCGAGUUAGAGAAAUCGACUGGGAGAACCAGCUUGAUGUUGCAUCCACGAGAGAAAGUGUAGAGUCAAAUAGCCUCGUAGAACUAUCAGAAAUCUUUUCUGAGAUGUAUAAGCAGCUUCAGCUGGCUUUAGCGACUUUGAAGAAGCCAUGGUACGAUAUUGAUUCUGAUGUGCAGAUAGAGCAUCAAGAUGGGCUUCAUUUAUUGCAUUCUAUCAGUACAGAUGGGGUCAUUCAGAAAAAGCAGGCUGAGGAUAUGGUAAAUGAUUUUCGUGAGCUGAAUGAUUUAUUGGGAGAAAAGAUUGCUAAGUGCAAGGCAUUUGAACGGGCUAGUGAUGCUCAGAAGCUGCUGAAUGAUUACAUUCUGAAAGAAAAUACUCUUUCGCUGUCGAUUCAAGAACUAGAGAACUUGAAGAUGGAACUGCAGUCUAAAAUUGCAGACAUGGGUAAGGAACUGGACGUGAGCAGGUCCGUGAUGGCAGAGCUUGAAUCUGGCAUUUUAUUGAAGGAAGAGGAGAUUGAGGUUCUCCAGCAUUCUCGGAUGGAACUAGAAGUUCAGGUUUCUAACCUUUCGAAAGAAAAGGAUCAGUUGGAAGAAAGCUUAGAUACUGCAAAAAGGGAAAGUAGUAUUACCACCAAAUGCUUGGAUGAUGUACGACAGGAUUUGGUGGUGCUUACUUACAAUAUGGAUUCCCAUGUUUCUGCUAACAAGAUGCUCGAAAGGAAGUCGACAGAGCUAGAGAGUAGCAGGCAUGAAUUAGAAAUUCAUGUAUCUGAGCUAGAGGAAGAAAAUGUGCAGCUGUCAGAACGCUUAUCUGGCUUGGAAGCUCAGUUAAGGCAUUUGACAGAUGAGAGGGAGUCUAGUAGAUUGGAACUAGAAAGAUCCAGGCGGCUUGUAGCAGAUCUUAAGAAUGAGGUUGAAAAGCUAGGAAUUGAAAUGGAAAUGCAGAAGGCAGAUCUGAAACAAAAGUUGCAAGAAACACAGAAGCAGUGGUCUGAAGCCGAAGAAAAAUUGGAAAUUUCAAAGAGAUCGCACUCAAAAUUACAAGCUACAGUUGAAGGUUUGAUUGAAGAAUGCACUUCUCUUCAGAAACUGAAUGAGGAGUUGAGGCGGCAGAGACUGAAGUUGCAUGAGAAUUGCACGCAUUUAGAGGCUGAAUUGAGGGAAUCACGGAAAAACUUUUCUGAAUGCUGUAAGAAAGUCGAACACUUAGAGGAAAAGUAUUCUUCAAUGCAUAAAGAUGCUGCUUCAAAAGAAAAAUUGCUAACUUCAGAGCUAGAUUCUCUUCUUCACGAGCACAAGCAAAAUGAAGAGAAACUCAUUCUAGCAGAAAGCUUGCUAAAGCAGACUCACUUGGAUAAGACAACUGAAGCUGAGAACCUCCAAAGAGAGGUAGCACAUCUCACUGCACAGAUAGUGGCGACUCAUGAUGAAAGAGAGAGAAUGGCAUCAGAAGCCGUACUUGAAGUAUCCAGACUACGUGCUGAUAAAAGUAAACUUGAAAAUUCUCUUCAAGAAUACCAUGCAAAGGCUAGAUUAUAUGAAACUGAGUUAUGUGCUCUCCAAUUAGAAUCUGAAAGUAAGGUACAAGGGUUGACUGAUAUGCUUUCUGCUUCUAAACAGAACGAGGAAUUGUUUAUGGCCGAGCGUGAGCAUAUGAAGAGAUCCCUGGAGGAUGUCAAACUAAGUGAAGAGAGACUAAAGAGCAUCGUAAGUGAAAUAGAAAUGAAGCUUAAAGCUUCUGAAUAUGAAAGACAGCUUUUAACAGAAGAGACUGCUAGCCUGAAGGUCCAAUUGCAAGACAUGGCACGCCUUCAGGAUGAGAUUUCUGCCCUUAAGAGCAUGCUCGAUGAGACGAAAUAUGAAAAGGGUAAACUGGAAACAUCACUUCAAGAAUUGUCUAUGGAUUGUGAAGAGCUGAAGGUGGAGAGAUUUUCAUUUAUGGAGAAAUUUUCUAACAUGCACAAGGCUUUGUCCGAAGGAGAGGAAUGCAUACGUAGUAAGGUUGCCUUAGAAGAAAAGCUUUUGCGGUUGGAGUGUGAACUAACUGCAAAGGAAGCAUCAUGUGCUAAUGAUGUUGAGCUGAAGAAUGAACUUAGCCGGAUUAAGAGAACAAAUAGCCAAUUUCAGCGGAAGAUACAAUGCCUUGAGGAGGAGAAAGAAGAGUGCUUAAGGAGAGCUCAAGGUCUUGAAGAGGAAUUAAAACUGAAGAGGGAAAAUAAACAUUUGGAUGAGAAACAGAUUCUAAGUGGGUCAAGCAAUAAAAACUUGCCCGAAUCUUCAGAAUCCAAUCUGGUGAAGCCCUUAGAGGGAAAUGAAUUCUCAAACAGUAAGAUGGAGGCCCAGAAAGAUUUCCCUAAUUCUCAGAGUGAUAACAUGCUACUUGAACAUAAAGAAAGGCCACAAGGAGCAGUUGAUCUUGUGUCUAAGGUCCAAUUGCUUGAAACUGAACUUGCUGAAGCCUUGGAGGCAAAUAACAAGUAUAAAUUACAGCUUAGUGGGAGGUUGGUAGGAGAAUACGAAGGAAUGGAGAGAAAAGCAUCAUCGCUGGAAGAAGAGUUGAGAGACAUGCAUGACCGCUACUUCCAUAUGAGCCUAAGAUUUGCUGAAGUAGAAGCUGAACGAGAGGAACUUGUAAUGAAAGUUAAGACUCUGAAUAAUGGGAAAAGGUGGUUCUCAUGAAUCCAAAAGUAUGGAUUUUCUGCUACUCUCUUUACAUUUUGUAUUUCUUUUGUUUUUCAUUUUUCUUUCGUAGACAUUCUUCUUUGAUAGUCAUUCAUAUUUUGGAGAGGGAAUAACAUGGGGGAAAGAAGAUUCAAGCUGUAAUUAUGGAAGAGACAGGAUUUGAGAGCUCUAUAAUUUUGAAAUAAAUGUAAAGAGAACUCUGUAAUUUUGAAAUAAAUAUUAAGUAUAUGUGAUCCAAUACCAUUUGAAUGAGAGAA
Messenger RNA from Magnolia sinica, 5558 nucleotides. RefSeq lists its product as uncharacterized. The transcript has 10 exons. The record is from RefSeq and is a predicted model, not a curated record. The coding region runs from base 184 to 5298 and encodes 1704 amino acids. Lineage: Eukaryota; Viridiplantae; Streptophyta; Magnoliopsida; Magnoliales; Magnoliaceae.